AUGAGAAACAACAGUGAGUUAAUCAUUCCGAAAUUGUGAUUCAACCACUAAAAAUUCGUGUUAGCAUUAAAUUCUAAUCGUUAAAUUGCUGAAUGUGACAUAAGAUCUUUCUUUAAUUAACUCGAAUUUAUUGACAUUAAAAGGGUAUGUGAAUGUAAAUAUUGACAACAAUUCGAAGAUCGGAUGGUUAGCCCGCGAAGCGAUGGAAAUUAUUUAUCAAUUUGUCCUUUAGUCGAUCAAAUUGAAUUUUGAAGAAUAAGUGACAUUUGCGGAAUAUUAUCUCUACAUCGAUCGUUUUACAGCAACCAUCAUUCAUGGCUCUGUGGCAAAAAGCUCAACACCUUCUGCCCGAAGCUUUACCACAAGUGCAUGGCAUUUACGGCGAACACUUCCCAGUCGAAGUGAGACAUUUUCUGGCUCCGUGGAUUGAGGAAAAAAUAUGGUCGGACUUUGAUCCAGACAAUCCGCAAAAUGAAAAAUACGCUCUCGAAUUGUUUACAUCUUUCCUUCAAGAGAUUGAGACCAAAGCCAACUCUAUGGUAGGAACCGAAUCUUUUCCUGCCAAAUUGAAAUUAUUAGAAGCGGUCAACUCUUUUAAGCAACGGUUCAGUUACAAUCCAGCCGAGCUGUUUCGUCUGAUAAGAAAUUGCCUGCUGAGUGAAAUGAGAUUGGUUGAACAAGCUGAAUCGAUGUCACAACCUAACGGAAUGGACCAAAAAAGGACUUAUUUCAUGGGUACGCCGAAUUUCGCCCAGCUGAACACCAGCAUAGAUACGGCCCGAGCUCAAACCCAAGAAAUAUCCAGCAAUAUCAAAGCUCUCGACUCGGAACAGGAAUCUUUCUCGUUAAAUUUUCACGAAUAUCAGAAAAUUAAAGAUAAUUUGAAAAAUAUAGAAACCGUGCCAGAGUAUCGAACGCCGGCUUAUCUAGCCGCAGUACCAAAAUUUAGAGCAACUAAACAGCAAUUAGAAGUGAUGCUUCAACAAAAGGAAAGGAUAUUAAAACAGUACCAAGUUCACAUCAUGGAGAAACUAAAAUCCACCUAUCUACACGUUAGCAAUCUAAUUCACGAAGUACACAACACAGAACUGGUAGCCUGGAAACGAAACCAGCAACUGCACGGAAAUGGAUCCGAUUUCGAUCCUGGACAUUUAGAUAUUAUACAAUCUUGGUGUGACAGCUUGGCCGAAAUAUCUUGGGCUAACCAGAACCAAUAUAAAGAGAUGAAAAGAUUGGCUCAAAUGAUCGGACAAUUUAUCGGUGAAACUAAACUAGUGACAAAUGCUAUUAUUGAAUUAGACGGAAAGUUCACCGAACUUUUAUCUUCUCUGGUUACAAACACGUUUGUGAUAGAAAAACAGCCUCCUCAGGUUAUGAAAACCAAUACCAGGUUUUCAGCCAAAGUGCGUUUAUUGGUCGGUGGGAAGCUGAAUUUGUAUAUGAAUCCUCCUCAGGUCAAAGUUUCCAUCAUCAGCGAACAACAAGCAAACAUACUGCUUACCGAAAACAUAAUUAAAGGCGAUGUCAGCGGUGAAAUUUUAAACAAUACUGGGACGAUGGAAUACGAACAAGCCACAAAACAGUUAUCAAUUACGUUUCGAAACAUGCAAUUGAAAAAAAUCAAACGAGCUGAAAAGAAAGGUUCAGAAUCAGUCGUCGACGAAAAAUUCUCGCUCUUGUUUACCUCAAAAUUCAAGGUGGGAGGUGAAAUCGAUGCUCACGUGUAUACCUUAUCGUUACCUGUAACCGUGAUUGUCCACGGCAACCAAGAACCUCAUGCCUGGGCCACCAUUACGUGGGAUAAUGCGUUCGCCGAACCCGCUCGUAAACCUUUCAUUGUACCUGAUAAAGUGAGCUGGGGUAAAGUAGCCAUUGCCCUGAACAUGAAGUUCGCAUCUGUGACCGGUAAACAUUUAUCCAACGAUAAUCUGAAAUACUUGGCGGAAAAAUUGUUCAGAGUUCAAAGCGAUGAUUACGAUUCGAUGACACUCUCUUGGUCACAAUUCUGUAAAGAAAAUUUACCAGAUAGAAACUUCACGUUCUGGGAUUGGUUUUACGCAAUCAUGAAACUGACCAAAGAGCACCUGAAAACAUUAUGGGUCGAUGGUACGAUUCAUGGAUUUGUACGUAAAAGGCAAGCCGAAGAAAUGCUUAGCAUGUGCCCUAAUGGGACAUUCCUGCUAAGAUAUUCCGAUUCCGAAUUAGGCGGUAUUACUAUCGCUUGGGUCGGAGCAGGCAAUGGUGAACAAAAACAAGUCACAAUGGUACAUCCCUUCACGUCCAAAGAUUUCGCAAUCCGUACGUUGCCUGAUAGAUUGAACGAUUUAGCUCAUUUGGUUUACUUGUAUCCGGAGAUACCUAAGGAGAAGGCAUUCGGCAAAUAUUAUACGCCGUUUAUUGAUUCGCCGAGUCCUUCUACCAAUGGCUACGUGAAACCUAUAUUGAUUACUCAUCUACCCGGUUUUUCGCUCAAUAUUCAACCGUUGGGCAUACACAGCGCUCCACAAACACCACAAUCGAUGUUCCAACCGAACUCUCCCAGUGACGUCGCAUCCAUCAUCGGUGCUGAUCUAAAUCAUAGGUAUUGAGACGUUCAAAGCGCUUGUAUAGUGUCAGCGACGUGAAUGGUUCUGAUGAUUUCGCAUCACUGAUGGAUAAUAAUAUGGAUUUCUCCUCGUAUAACGAACUGGGAUUCAACGGCAUGCAAUAGACCCGACGCCGACUUGUGAAAUUAUUUUGUACAGUUUUUUGUAUUUUUUUUUUUUUUUUUUUUGUUUUGUUAAUUUCAUGUCUGCUUUUAAAAGUUUCAAAAACAUAAUAUUGAGGAAAUUGUCGAUGACUCGAAAUUCGAUUAAAAGUAAUUAAAAACAACAUUUUACUUCUGCAACGAGUCCUCUGCGCGUUUUAUUUACCUACCGCUCGAGCUUAAUAUUUAAUGUGAUGUUUAAUUUUUUGCAAUUUUUUAUACUUGUAUUUUUUUUUUUUUUGAAUUAUUAAUUUUUAAAAAUGUUUUAAGUUAUUGAUCUCCUCAAUAGGGCCAUGAAAGCUCGUUUAUGUUAACACAUUGUUUUUAACGCGCUGAUUCUAAUUUAGUGGAACAAAAUGUGAAUUUGAUGUUUUUUUUUGCAUUUAAUUAAGUGUCGUUUUAGCAUUUAUUUUUGUUUUUUUUCUCUCUAUUUCAUUUUUCUGUUUGCAUAGUAUUAAGAUACCUAAUUUUAUAAGUCGUGUGUGGUCGUGAAUUUUACGUGCUUUUUAAUGAUUUUUAACAACGCUAUUUCGCACAAAAGUACCAAUAUUUUGUAACGUUAGUGCCUUGGAAUUUUAUAUUACCUGAAGUAUUGUUAAAUCGUUGUUGUGGUGUUUGCUCCGUAUAGUUUCAUUCGAUGAGCAUUUUUUUUUAUCGUGUAUGCGUUCGUCAUUUUUAAUGUUUUGGUUUGUCGUAUCGUUGAUUUUUAUUGAAGAAGUGAGGAGGUCUUUGAUGAAGGAUUUGCGAGGAUUUCUUUUUAUACGCGAAUUAAUUUUCAAAUGGUGAGAAAAUCGUGAUUUUUGUUUAAAUGAUGAAAAUAUUAUUGACGGUGUGAUGGAAAUUUGAUUUGACGAUAACGAACACCUAACGAAACCCUUGUCAGGAGAUGUUUACGAAUUUAUCAGGGUAUACCAACCACGCUUUUUUGCGAAUUUUAUGUAUUAAGAGUUUUUUUAUGAUCAUGAGAUUAUUACUUAAUUUAUAGUAUGAACCGUAAGCUAUUUUGAAAAUAAAUCAGAAUGUUUUCAUA
Molecule: messenger RNA, 3776 nt
Organism: Planococcus citri (citrus mealybug)
Lineage: Eukaryota; Metazoa; Arthropoda; Insecta; Hemiptera; Pseudococcidae
Product: signal transducer and activator of transcription 5B-like
Exons: 16
Coding region: 315-2588 (757 amino acids)
Biological process (GO): regulation of cell population proliferation; defense response; cell surface receptor signaling pathway via JAK-STAT
Molecular function (GO): DNA-binding transcription factor activity, RNA polymerase II-specific; RNA polymerase II cis-regulatory region sequence-specific DNA binding
Source: RefSeq, a predicted model, not a curated record